This is a messenger RNA of Schistocerca cancellata (South American locust), 1419 nucleotides long. RefSeq names its product DNA polymerase beta-like. Gene Ontology annotation, cellular component: nucleus. Gene Ontology annotation, molecular function: DNA-directed DNA polymerase activity; DNA binding. Gene Ontology annotation, biological process: double-strand break repair via nonhomologous end joining. The record is from RefSeq and is a predicted model, not a curated record. The transcript is spliced from 7 exons. The coding region runs from base 213 to 1277 and encodes 354 amino acids. Lineage: Eukaryota; Metazoa; Arthropoda; Insecta; Orthoptera; Acrididae.
GUUUACUUAGUUCUGGCAUGUAACGUAGCGCUGCAUUUCGAUUCCAUAUAGGGCUUAUAUUUUAUCUCCUACUACGCCUCCCUAUCACGCCUAUCCUAUACUACUACGUUAUAUGUUCUUAUUUUCAGAAAAUAUACAUUUCUUCAACAGCGAGAUUUACCUCUUUAGUCUGCAAUGUAGUUGAGGAUAAAUUUCGGUGUUCGUUCAACAUUAUGUCUUUAUUAGCCAAACCAAUUUCCAAAUGUUGGGUUAUCCGAGAUUCUACUGAAACAAGGAAGCAGCAGCAGAAAUAUUAUUUAUACUCGAAAACAUCAAAGUUGGCUGAUUAUGAGCGAAAUGUUAGUCGCAAUAUCCACAAGUAUAAUGCAUACCGUAAAGCGGCGUCAACUCUUGCGGCACACCCUACACGUGUCAAAUCUGGUGCAGAAGCUCGAAAGCUGCCGGGAGUGGGAGAAAAAAUUGCCAAAAAGAUAGAUGAGUUCCUGGAGACAGGGAAGCUGCGGAAAGUGGAAAAUAUUAGAAAUGAUGAUUCUUCAAAAGCAAUAAAUGAGUUAACAAGAGUUUCAGGUAUAGGACCAGCAAAAGCAAAAGAACUUGUUGAUUCUGGUAUUAAAAGCAUUGAAGAUUUAAAGAAAAACAAAGAGAAACUUAAUCAUCACCAGCUUAUUGGGUUGAGGUACUUAGAAGACUUUGAGAAGAGAAUACCCAGGGAAGAGAUCCAACAGAUUGAAACUGUAAUUAAGAAACAACUUGCUGACAAUGAUGAAAAGUAUGUGGCAACUAUAUGUGGAAGUUACAGGAGGGGAAAGGCAGAUAGUGGAGACAUUGAUGUGCUAGUGACUCAUACUGACUACAUGUACACCACCAGAGAUAAGAGCCACAAUAAAUCAAAAGUGUUCAAAGAUGUUGUUGCAUCUCUGGAGAAAUGUGGUCUCAUUGUUGAUACCAUUUCACAAGGUGACAGUAAAUUCAUGGGCGCAUGCAGGUUGUCUGGAGUUCAAAAGACAUCCAAAGAGACACCAGUGAGACGACUGGACAUCCGUUUUAUACCAUAUGAUCAGUUCUACUGUGCUAUCCUGUAUUUCACAGGUUCAGACUUGUUCAACAAAGAGAUGAGGACACAUGCUCUGUCAAAGGGCUUUACACUGAAUGAAUAUUCAUUACGUCCUGUUGGAAGCACAGGUGUGGCUGGUGAACCGAUUCCCAUUACUAGCGAGGAGGACAUUUUUAACUGCAUUGACUUUAAGUAUAGGAAACCAGAAGAAAGAGACUGGUGAACAGAACUGCUCAGGACAGCUCUAGAGAACACUGAUGUACUUAUAUAAUAGGAAUAGAAACCCAGUACUUAUACAUGUCUUUGCUUAAAACUUUCGAUUGAGAGAUUGUCUGAUAAACUGUAUUAAUUUAGCACAUUGUAAU